Oncorhynchus keta (chum salmon) is the source of this 600-nucleotide messenger RNA. RefSeq names its product protein unc-119 homolog B-like. Lineage: Eukaryota; Metazoa; Chordata; Actinopteri; Salmoniformes; Salmonidae. The transcript has 5 exons. The coding region runs from base 1 to 600 and encodes 199 amino acids. Gene Ontology annotation, cellular component: cilium. The record is from RefSeq and is a predicted model, not a curated record. Gene Ontology annotation, biological process: lipoprotein transport; cilium assembly; nervous system development. Gene Ontology annotation, molecular function: lipid binding.
AUGAGCGACACUAACUCUCGGAACGAGACGGCAGUCACAGUUAAAGGACCGGACACCGAUAUGGGGCUGGUGGCAAAUUCCAGGGAGCGAAAGUCCGAUUAUCUAUGUAAACCUGAGGACAACGUCUACAAUAUUGACUUCACACGUUUCAAGAUCAGAGAUCUGGAAACUGGGUCAGUGCUCUUCGAGAUUGCUAAACCUCACAGCUGUGACCCUGAAAAUGAGGAGAAUGGAGAUGGAGGCGCCAGUGCUGGGCGCUUUGUGCGCUAUCAGUUCACGCCAGCCUUUCUCAGACUGCGGAAUGUUGGUGCAACUGUGGAGUUCACUGUGGGGGACCGGCCUGUUAACAGCUUUCGCAUGAUAGAGAGGCAUUAUUUCCAGAAUAAAGUUCUCAAGAACUUUGACUUUGACUUCGGAUUCUGCAUCCCAAACAGCCGGAACACUUGCGAACACAUCUAUGAGUUUCCCCAGCUCCAUAAGGACCUCAUUGGCCUAAUGGUGGAGCACCCGUAUGAGACCAGGUCCGACAGCUUCUAUUUUGUGGACAACAAACUGAUCAUGCACAAUAAGGCAGACUACGCCUACGAUGGGGGCCAGUAG